Messenger RNA from Stylophora pistillata, 2246 nucleotides. RefSeq names its product ATP-binding cassette sub-family E member 1. Gene Ontology annotation, molecular function: ATP hydrolysis activity; ATP binding. Lineage: Eukaryota; Metazoa; Cnidaria; Anthozoa; Scleractinia; Pocilloporidae. The record is from RefSeq and is a predicted model, not a curated record.
CACGUGGUGACCACAAUCAAUUUCAAUUUUCCGGCCAAAAAAUCGAGAAGUUCGGGAGUUUUGGCUCCUCAGUAAAUUAUUACCGAUGUCUCUACGGGGACUGCAGAAUCAACAAACUCAAGACAAACUUACUCGGAUUGCUAUAGUAAGUAACGAUAAGUGUAAACCAAAGCGAUGUCAUCAACAAUGCAAGAAAUCUUGUCCUGUGGUCCGAAUGGGAAAACUGUGUAUCGAAGUAACCCCAGAGUCAAAGAUUGCUCGCAUUUCUGAGACACUCUGUAUAGGAUGUGGUAUCUGUGCCAAGAAAUGUCCAUUUGAAGCUCUUACCAUCAUUAAUCUGCCGAGCAAUCUUGAAAAGGAAACCACGCAUAGAUACAGUGCCAACUCUUUUAAACUCCACAGGUUGCCGAUUCCCCGACCAGGGGAGGUGUUAGGGCUUGUAGGGACCAAUGGAAUUGGAAAAUCUACAGCACUGAAGAUCUUGGCAGGAAAACAAAAACCAAAUCUUGGAAGAUUCAAUAACCCACCUGACUGGCAGGAGAUCCUUUUGCACUUCAGAGGAUCUGAGCUGCAGAACUACUUCACAAAGAUUUUAGAAGAUGAUUUGAAGGCUAUCAUUAAACCACAGUAUGUUGACCAAAUUCCUAAAGCGGUCAAGGGGAGUGUUCAGUCAAUUCUUGACAGAAAAAAUGAGAUGGACAACCAAGAACAUAUCUGCAGACAGCUUGAUCUAUUAACAGUACUGGAUCGUAAUGUGGAUGAACUUUCCGGAGGGGAGCUGCAACGGUUUGCUUGUGCAGUGGUUUGCAUACAAAGAGCUGAUAUUUACAUGUUUGAUGAACCUUCAAGUUACUUGGAUGUAAAGCAACGUCUGAAGUGUGCCCUGACAAUAAGAUCCCUUCUUGGUGAUGAUCGGACUUUACACCAUCAUCAACUCUCUAACCCCCUCACUGUGAUUGGAAUCAAUAUUUUUCUGGAUGGUUUUGUUCCUACUGAGAACCUGAGGUUUAGGGAUACAUCUUUGGUUUUUAAAGUGGCUGAAACAGCAGACAAGGAGGAAGAAGUAAGAAAAAUGAGGAAAUACAAAUAUCCUAAGAUGGAAAAACAGCUAAAGGAGUUCCAUUUGGGUAUUGAUGCUGGAGAAUUCACAGACUCUGAAAUCAUUGUUAUGCUGGGAGAGAAUGUGUGCCAUCAUUGUUGCCACUGUUACCUACAGUGUGCCAUCAUUGUUGCCAAUGUUGGCUACAGUGUGCCAUCACUGUUGCCAUUAUUACCUACAAUGUACCAUCAUUGUUGCCACUGUUACCUACAAUGUACCAUCACUGUUGCCACUGUUACCUACAGUGUGCCAUCAUUGUUGCCAAUGUUGGCUACAGUGUGCCAUCACUGUUGCCAUUAUUACCUACAAUGUACCAUCAUUGUUGCCACUGUUACCUACAAUAACACCGUACGUAUGCUCUUACACGAGAAGAUCCGUGACGCUUAUGUGCAUCCUCAGUUCAUCGCGGACGUCAUCAAGCCUCUACAGAUCGAGCAAAUCAUGGAUCAGGAGGUUCAAAACUUGUCUGGAGGUGAACUUCAGCGUGUCGCGCUAACGAUUUGUCUUGGAAAGCCAGCGGAUGUGUACUUGAUUGAUGAGCCUUCGGCAUACUUGGACUCUGAACAGCGUCUUGUGGCCGCCAAAGUCAUUAAACGAUUCAUCCUCCACGCCAAGAAGACUGGUUUCGUUGUGGAGCACGACUUCAUUAUGGCUACGUACCUUGCUGAUCGCGUGGUAGUGUUUGAAGGUGAACCCUCCGUCAAGACUCUUGCAAAUAGUCCUCAGACACUUCUUACGGGUAUGAACAAGUUUCUCCAGUCCUUGGAAAUCACCUUCCGGCGCGACCCGACUAACUUCCGGCCUCGAAUCAACAAGAUGAAUUCUGUAAAGGACACUGAGCAGAAAAAGACAGGCAACUAUUUUUACCUUGAGGAUUAAAGUAACCUGUUAAGGUAGCAACAGCAAGUAUACUAAUAUAAAAACGCUUCAAGUAACCGCUGAUGGAACAGAGAAGGAGCAAACUUGAAAUGGCGCAGAAGAUGGAUGGCAUACGCUCUGAAUAUUUCUUGUGAGGAGAAACUUAUUUUUACGAACGAAUCAUACAUUUUAUUGCGCUUACAGAUGAAUCAAUAUGGUUAAUAUCAUGACCCGAACUUUGACUAUGUAGUGAUAUUCUUAGCACAAAUAAAGUGUUCAUCGAAGCCAC